UCCGGUGUGGCCGCACGCGUUGAUUUAACUAAUCAAAUCUGCCAAGUCGAGAAACAAUUUGCGAUCUCAUACGUCACCAACAUUAAUCCAAGUGCAAAAGUGAAUAGUGCAAAAACAAAUGUUUCGUGCUUAAACACUUGGACUUUCCAAGGCUAUUAGUGUUCCAGUGCUAAUUUAAUCGGAGAAUCUCGCGUUUUUCAACAGAGAUCGUCACGCUUGUUGACUAUUUUUUAUAGAUGAUACAGUGAUAUGAAAACCGUUCCAAUAAUAAUUUAGCAGUUCCGACUCAAUUUAAAAGUGAAUAAUUAAAAAUUUUCCGAAUUGUAUGUGACCGUAAAUAUAACAGUUCCAUAAAAAUUCAGAAGUGAAAAUUUUUGUGUUAUGUACGAAAAAGUGAACCGUGUUGCAUUGAAAAAGGAUUUCAGUGCGCAAGAAUUGAAAUGAAAAUUUUCAAAAAAAAAAUUGAUGUCCCACUUUGUUAACACGGCAAAGUGGCGAAGUCAGAGUCGAGGAUUGUGUUAGUGGGUGACGGGGAAGAGGAUGAAUGCUGUUGCCCUGGCAUGAGGAUCGGUGAUAUUGGUGGAGUGCUGCUUGAAGCUGCAAAGCUGACGAGAUCCUGGUUCUGCCAGAGGCCUGGUUACGGCUUCUCCCAGAAGGUGGACGAGGAGGAGGGCGGCGGGGGCGGCGCGCUGCAUCCACCGGACGGCUUCUACUCUCAUCAGCACAGCAUCCACAGCGGACACCAUGGUCACAACGCGGAGCCUGACCGGGGCUACAUGGACGGCAACCGAUACGUCACCGCUGUGCACAGACCUUUGCCUGCACUAAACCACUCCAACUCGUCAUGCUCGUCAGCGUCGAACGCGUCGACGGGCGCGGCGCUGUGCGCGGGCUCAGCGGAGCCGGCGCCCCCGCUCUACAUCGCCGCUCCGCCCGAGGGCUUCGGGAUGGCCGUUCAUACCAACAGGUAUGAAAACAUUAUUAGGCGAGGCACAGAUGCGGGAAUCAUUGGCACGACCGGAAUGACUCAAAAAGACCCUACUUUGCCACAAAAACGUGGCAAAUUGACGCGAGGUCGUUAUGAAAUGUCUCAGGACUUGUUAGACAAACAAGUAGAGAUCUUGGAGAGGCGAUACGGCGGUCUUAGAGCGAGGAGGGCCGCCGUCACCAUACAGAGGGCGUUCAGGAGGCGACAGCUCCUGAAGAAGUUUAGUGCUAUUACUGCCAUGGCGAAAGCGGCUGACUCCACUGCGAGGAGGCAUCAGGAUGGUGCUGAUCAUCUCCUAGUUAAUGGUAACGACAUUUACGCCAACACGUUGCUACAGAAGAGUCCGGGCAGCGCGGAGAAAGUGCUCGCUCUUACGAGGCCCAUGAGAUCCAUGUCGUUACGGGAACGACAUGAUAUUGAUAUGAGUAACCACAUGCCUUGUGACCCCCAAAGCGAGGUGGAAGCCAUGGUGGCUCGAGUUCAGCAAUCCGCUCACCAAUUGCACAUGAUCGCUUCAGAAAUACCCCCGCACCACAGGGGCGACACUGAUAGUGGGGUAUGCAGCUGUUCAGUGAGUGGAUCGGUGACCAACAUAUCCACAUCUUCGUCUCAUAAUGAAUCUCUACACAACCACCAGUUGUUAAACAAUACAGGACCCGUAUACGGAAACCUGCUAUCAUCAGGAGGUAAACCACUAUCGUCACCCACCGCGCGACAGCAACAGCAACUUGCAGCCAUACAAGCGGCUAACGCAAGACGAUUUCCCCCCGAAGUACCGAAACGGACCAGCAGCAUUACACUCAAUGCGGAGAGCCCCGUAUCGCUGCGGCGUGCGGAGUGCGGCGGCGCGGUAGUGCGUGGAGGGUCGAUGUCCUCCGUGCAGUCCUCUUCCUCGUCCUCGAGUCAAGAACACCGGCACCACUACCAUCAGCCGUACCAGCCGAGGGCACCGGAACCCCACAUCCACAUCCCAGAGCAGCAAUUCCAACAGCAUUCAAGAACCGCCUCGGGUACGCUAUACGAAGGCGAGCGUUACGCGGUGUGGAAGCGACAAGAAGCACCCCCGUAUUACGAAGCCCCUCCACCCGCCGCCUGCUGCCGACCACAGCACGACCACCAUCCGCAUACGCACCAACCACCCUUGAAAGUAUCAGAAACAGUCCGCAAACGCCAAUACCGAGUGGGUCUGAACCUCUUCAACAAGAAGCCGGAGAGAGGCAUCGCGUACCUGAUCUCUCGAGGCUUCCUCGAGAACUCCCCUCGAGGGGUAGCCAGGUUCCUCAUCACGAGGAAAGGGCUCAGCAAGCAGAUGAUUGGGGAAUAUCUGGGCAACCUGCAGAAUCAGUUCAACAUGGCUGUGUUAGAAUGUUUCGUCAACGAGCUGGACCUGUCAGGCAUGGCGGUAGACGUGGCACUGCGCAGGUAUCAAGCCCACUUCCGGCUGCCGGGUGAGGCGCAGAAGAUCGAGAGACUGGUGGAAGCGUUCGCGCGACGCUACUGCGUGUGCAAUACAGACUUCGUGCAGCGGUUACGGACUCAAGAUACGAUAUUCGUACUAGCGUUCGCAAUAAUAAUGCUAAAUACGGAUCUCCACACGCCGAACCUCAAGCCUGAAGCGCGUAUGUCGCUGGACGACUUUGUGCGGAACCUUCGAGGUAUCGACGACUGUGGAGACAUCGACCGGGACAUGCUAGCCGGGAUAUAUGAUAGGGUGAAAGCGAGCGAGUUUAGACCCGGAAGCGACCAUGUUACUCAGGUGAUGAAAGUGCAAGCAACGAUCGUGGGCAAGAAACCACACUUGGCGUUACCACAUCGGAGGCUGGUCUGCUACUGUCGCUUGUACGAAAUACCAGAUAUACAUAAGAAGGAACGACCGGGUGUCCAUCAGAGAGAGGUGUUCCUCUUCAACGAUCUGCUAGUAAUAACAAAGAUCUUCAGCAAGAAGAAGUCUUCAGUAACGUACACGUUCCGGCAGUCCUUCCCCCUGUGCGGAAUGCUCGUCAACCUAUUCUCGGUGCCACAUUAUCCGUUCGGCAUUCGUCUAUCGCGACGCGUGGACGGACGCAGACUGGCGACGUUUAACGCGCGAAACGAGCACGACCGCUGCAAGUUUGCGGAGGACCUGCGCGAGAGUGUGGCCGAGAUGGACGAGAUGGAGGCCAUGAGGAUUGAGGCCGAACUCAACAGGGGCAAGGGGAGGAGUACUAACAACGCUGCGAGGAAUGUAAUGGAAAAUCGAGACAGUGGUGUAGCGGAUGUGGAAAUUGACCACCAACAGUGCAUGGACCAUGUGCAUGUUCACGGCGUGGUGGUACCACCGCCGCCGUCGUGUCCGGCGCCCGCAGCGCCUUUGCGUCUGUCACAGAACCCACCACCUACCAGCAUCAUCAAACGAAACGUGCUCAGCAACUCACUCGUUGAUAUCAACGAUCCUGUGGCUAUGGCUGCGGAACGUCUCCAGCGGCGAGGGUCAGUGGGUUCACUGGACAGCGGCAUGUCCGUGUCGUUCCAACAGGGCAGUCGCACCGCCCUGCACGCUACCUCGCCCAGACACCCGCCCGAACAGAGGUCUCCAGGUCGCUUGUUUGGCAGUAUUGGAGGCAUAUUCCCCGGACGUCAACGAAAACUGAGCGCGUCGGGCGUUCCCGACACAAAACAGGGCCAAGUCGGAAAGAGCACAGAAGUCUAAAAGCCAAGAUCGAUUAAA
Messenger RNA from Maniola jurtina (meadow brown), 3695 nucleotides. RefSeq names its product IQ motif and SEC7 domain-containing protein 2 (gene siz). The transcript has 22 exons. The coding region runs from base 561 to 3677 and encodes 1038 amino acids. Gene Ontology annotation, molecular function: guanyl-nucleotide exchange factor activity. Gene Ontology annotation, biological process: regulation of ARF protein signal transduction; actin cytoskeleton organization. NCBI's taxonomy places the organism in Eukaryota, Metazoa, Arthropoda, Insecta, Lepidoptera, Nymphalidae. The record is from RefSeq and is a predicted model, not a curated record.